Messenger RNA from Ostrea edulis (European flat oyster), 1323 nucleotides. RefSeq lists its product as uncharacterized. Gene Ontology annotation, molecular function: transferase activity. The transcript is spliced from 3 exons. NCBI's taxonomy places the organism in Eukaryota, Metazoa, Mollusca, Bivalvia, Ostreida, Ostreidae. Bases 1 to 1272 code for a protein of 423 amino acids. The record is from RefSeq and is a predicted model, not a curated record.
AUGAAGACAACGCUCGCCCUUUUUCUCGCCCUGACCCUGGCCGACGUCGGGCUUUGGAGAACCAUUGGUGGAGCGUCAGCCAACAAUCUUGGAGUGGGUGGCCAAAACCAGGGCUGGGGUAAUAGUGGCGGGGUUGGCCAUCAUCAAAAUGGAGGAAUUAUCGAUCAUCAUGGGGGUAACAUCGGAUCCACCCAGGUAGAUCUUGGAAUGGAUAUUGGACAGUUCGGACAGUUCGAUAAUAGUUUCAAUGGUGGACAUAUUGACAACGGUCAACACGGAAAAGGAGGAAUCAUCGGUCUCCACAAUAUGGGCAAGGGAGGUCAUCACGAUAACCACAAUGGCGGAGUGAUAGGGGGUGGUGCCCUUAGUCAUGCCUCCGCUGAUGUGUCCAUCGGAGCGUCCGUCGGCGCCGCUGUAGGAGGUGGUAUUGGUGUAGGAGGUGGUAUUGGAGGAGGUAUCGGAGGCGGUAUGGGAGGAGGGAUCGGAGGCGGUAUGGGAGGAGGUAUCGGAGGCAGUAUGGGAGGAGGGAUCGGAGGCGGUAUGGGAGGAGGUAUCGGAGGCAGUAUGGGAGGAGGGAUCGGAGGCGGUAUGGGAGGAGGUAGAAUGGGAGGUUUCGGAGGAGAUAUUGGAGGCGAUGUCGGGGGAGGAUUCAGCAUAGGAGGCGGGUCCCUUGGUGGGUCAUUCGAUGACUCCACCAUCAACGGAAAUUUCGAUGACACCACCAUAAUUGGAGAUCAAAACAUCAACAGCAUCAGUGGGUCUUUCGAUGACAGCACAAUCAUCAACAGAGGUGGAAACCUGAACUCCAUUAGCGGAUCAUUCGAUGACUCCACUAUCAUAGGGGGUAACCCAGGCAGCAUUUCUGGAAAUUUCGACGACACCACCAUCAUUGGAGGAGGUAACGGGGGAUUCGGAGGAGGUGCCGGAAUUGGGGGUGGUGUCGGCAUUGGAGGUGGUGUCGGCAUUGGAGGAGGUGUCGGUAUUGGAGGUGGUGUCGGAAUUGGAGGCGGUAUUGGCAUUGGAGGUGGAUCCAGAGCUAGUGCGGGGGCUAGCUUUGGCGGUGGAUUCGGAAAGAAGAGUGGGUAUGGAAGGAAAGUGAAAAGAUUCUUUAAGCCAAGACUUUUCUACAAACCCAAGUAUGGGGGAUACAGAAUGCGCUCCUACUUAGGUUACAGAAGACCUUCAUACAAAAAGAUCAUGCCCAUUCCAAUCAAGAAGAUCAGAUUCAUGAGGCCCUAUUUCAUGAAGAAAUACAGGGGUUACGGUUAUUAGACCGCCCAUUUGUGUUCCGAUUCCACGACACCAGCCCACAAAUCGGAGUCC